Molecule: messenger RNA, 949 nt
Organism: Pteronotus mesoamericanus
Lineage: Eukaryota; Metazoa; Chordata; Mammalia; Chiroptera; Mormoopidae
Gene: TSSK6
Product: testis specific serine kinase 6
Exons: 1
Coding region: 128-949 (273 amino acids)
Biological process (GO): protein phosphorylation; intracellular signal transduction
Cellular component (GO): cytoplasm
Molecular function (GO): protein serine/threonine kinase activity; ATP binding
Source: RefSeq, a predicted model, not a curated record
GGCCGAGGAGUGGGCACAUGGGGGUGCAGGUGUGCAGGUGCCAAGCACCAUGGGUUAGGCCCGAGAUUGGAGUCCGGCCGCCCCCCCGACAGCAGCCGCCUCCUGCUGCCUGCGCGCCCCAGGCGCCAUGUCGGGCGACAAACUCCUAAGCGAGCUAGGCUAUAAGCUGGGCCGCACAAUAGGUGAAGGAAGUUACUCCAAGGUGAAGGUGGCCACGUCCAAGAAGUACAAGGGCACGGUGGCCAUCAAGGUAGUGGACCGGCGGCGCGCUCCGCCCGACUUCGUCAACAAGUUCCUGCCGCGCGAGCUGUCCAUCCUUCGAGGCGUGCGGCACCCGCACAUUGUGCACGUCUUCGAGUUCAUCGAGGUGUGCAACGGGAAGCUGUACAUCGUGAUGGAGGCAGCCGCCACCGACCUACUGCAGGCCGUGCAGCGCAACGGACGCAUCCCCGGGGGGCAGGCGCGCGACCUCUUCGCACAGAUAGCCGGUGCCGUGCGCUACCUGCACGACCACCACCUGGUGCACCGCGACCUCAAGUGCGAAAACGUAUUGUUGAGCCCGGACGAGCGCCGCGUCAAGCUCACCGACUUUGGCUUCGGCCGCCAGGCACACGGCUACCCUGAUCUGAGCACCACUUACUGCGGCUCAGCAGCCUACGCAUCGCCGGAGGUUCUCCUGGGCAUCCCCUAUGACCCCAAGAAGUACGACGUAUGGAGCCUAGGCGUCGUGCUCUACGUCAUGGUCACCGGAUGCAUGCCCUUCGACGACUCAGACAUCGCUGGCCUGCCUCGGCGCCAGAAGCGCGGCGUCCUCUACCCCAACGGCCUCGAACUGUCUGAGCGCUGCAAGGCCCUGAUCACGGAAUUGCUGCAGUUCAGCCCGUCGGCCAGACCCUCUGCGGGCCAGGUAGCGCGCAACGGUUGGCUGCGUGCUGGAGACUCCGGCUAA